This is a messenger RNA of Serinus canaria (Common canary), 3972 nucleotides long. RefSeq names its product potassium voltage-gated channel subfamily C member 4 (gene KCNC4). Bases 122 to 2227 code for a protein of 701 amino acids. Gene Ontology annotation, cellular component: voltage-gated potassium channel complex; dendrite membrane; axon. NCBI's taxonomy places the organism in Eukaryota, Metazoa, Chordata, Aves, Passeriformes, Fringillidae. Gene Ontology annotation, molecular function: protein binding; delayed rectifier potassium channel activity. The transcript is spliced from 5 exons. The record is from RefSeq and is a predicted model, not a curated record. Gene Ontology annotation, biological process: potassium ion transmembrane transport; protein homooligomerization.
GCUCUUCCUGGCGGGAUGAAAGUCGGCAGAUAAAACAUCAGCAUCAGGUCGCAGCAUCCCUCCCUCCUGGCCAAACUCGCAUGACGGCGAUCAGGAGCUGAGCUGCGAUGCCUGGCCGGUGAUGCAAGGCUCGAUCUUUCCAGCACGGUUUUCCCUCGGGCUCCGGGCUCUCCCGCGGGUGCAGCUCGGGGUGGUUUGGGUGUGGAGCCUCGGCAGCCUCCACCCGCUCAGGACCCGGCCCUGGAAGCUGCGGAGUUGCAGUCACACUUGGAGCUUUCUUGGGGCUGUCUUGGUGUCCCAUCUCUGCCCUCCCCUCCCGCCUUGGCCGAGCCCCAGCUCCUCGCCCGGAGGAAGGGUGCACGUUGUGGGCAUCUCCCAUCCACCGAAAUCUAUGAUCAGCUCGGUGUGUGUCUCCUCCUACCGUGGACGCAAGUCUGGGAACAAACCACCCUCCAAAACAUGCCUGAAGGAAGAGAUGGGCAAAGGGGAAGAGUCGGACAAGAUCACCAUCAAUGUGGGUGGCACCCGGCAUGAGACCUACAAGAGCACCCUGCGGACUCUGCCGGGCACCCGCCUGGCCUGGCUGGCCGACCCUGACGCCCAGAGCAACUUUGACUUUGAUGGCAAAAGCAACGAGUUCUUCUUCGACCGGCACCCCGGGAUCUUCUCCUACGUGCUCAACUACUACCGCACCGGGAAGCUGCACUGCCCCGCGGACAUCUGCGGGCCCCUCUUCGAGGAGGAGCUCACCUACUGGGGCAUCGACGAGACCGACGUGGAGCCCUGCUGCUGGAUGACCUACCGCCAGCACCGCGACGCCGAGGAGGCCCUGGACAUCUUUGAGAGUCCCGAGCCUGGCGGAGGGGCUGCUGGAGAGGAGGCCGAAGAGGAAGGGGGUAGGGAGAUGGCCCUGCAGCGCCUGGGCAUGGAUGACAGGCCCCCAGGGGCGGCAGGGGCGGCCGGAGGGGGUGGCUGCUGCCGGAACUGGCAGCCCAAGAUGUGGGCGCUCUUUGAGGAUCCCUACUCAUCCAAGGCAGCACGGGUGGUUGCUUUCGCCUCGCUUUUCUUCAUCCUGGUCUCCAUCACAACCUUCUGCCUGGAGACACACGAGGCCUUCAACAUCGAUGUCAAUGUGACGGAGACCCUGGUGGUCGGCAACACCACGACGGUGCUGCUGACCCACAAAGUGGAGACGGAGCCCAUCCUCACCUACAUUGAAGGGGUCUGCGUGCUGUGGUUCACCCUCGAGUUCCUGGUUCGCAUCAUCUGCUGCCCAGAUAAGCUUCUCUUCAUUAAAAACCUGCUCAACAUCAUUGACUUUGUGGCCAUCUUGCCCUUCUACCUGGAGGUGGGUCUCAGUGGCCUGUCCUCCAAAGCCGCCCGGGACGUGCUGGGUUUCCUGCGGGUGGUGCGCUUCGUCCGCAUCCUGCGGAUCUUCAAGCUGACGCGGCACUUUGUGGGUCUGCGGGUGCUGGGCCACACCCUGCGGGCCAGCACCAACGAAUUCCUGCUCCUCAUCAUCUUCCUCGCCUUGGGGGUCUUGAUUUUUGCCACUAUGAUCUACUACGCCGAGCGGAUCGGAGCCAAGACGUCCGACCCCACUGGGAGUGACCACACUCACUUUAAGAACAUCCCCAUAGGCUUCUGGUGGGCCGUGGUCACCAUGACCACGCUGGGCUAUGGUGACAUGUACCCCAUGACGUGGUCGGGCAUGCUGGUGGGCGCCCUGUGCGCCCUGGCCGGGGUGCUGACCAUCGCCAUGCCCGUGCCCGUCAUCGUCAAUAACUUUGGGAUGUACUAUUCCUUGGCCAUGGCCAAGCAGAAGCUGCCAAAGAAGAAGAAAAAGCAUAUACCCCGUCCAGCCCCGCUGGACUCGCCCACCUACGGCAAAUCCGAGGAGAACUCGCCCCGGAACAGCACCCAGAGCGACACCUGCCCGCUGGCAGUAGAGGAGGGGGCGACUGAGAGGAAACGGUCAGACUCCAAGCAGAACGGGGAGGCCAACGUGGUGCUGUCAGACGAGGAGCAGCCGCUGUCCCCAACGGACGAGGAGAAGCGGCCGAUGCGGCGCUCCAGCACCCGGGACAAGAACAAGAAAUCCUCCACGUGCUUCUUGCUGGCCACGGGGGACUUCUCCUGUGCAGCAGAUGGAGGCAUCCAGAAAGAUUCCUGCCAGGACACCCUCGCUUCCAGUUACCCCCAGGGUGAGGUGGUCACCUUCUCCUGAGCCCCAGCUGGAUGCAGGCAGUGCCCUGGCCAGGGAUGCCUUCCCCAAGGUGGAAGGAGGCUCUCCCUGGGGCCAGGGGAUGCUCUUCCUAAGUCUAAAGGAUGCAUUCCCCCAGGGAUGCUCUCCCCAAAGCCCAGGGAUGCUUUCCCUCAGGCUGGGACAUGCAUUCCUCCAGGGAUGCUCUCCAAGGGAUGCUCUUCCCAAAGGAGAUGCUCUCCCCAGGGCUGAGGGAUGUCCUCCCCAAAGCCCAGGGAUGCUCUCCCCAAGGCUGGGACAUGCAUUCCUCCAGGGCUGCUCUUCCCAAGGAGCUUUCUCUCCCCAGAGUUCCAGCUUCAUCCCGGAGAGGGGGGAGUUGGCAGCUGGGUCCCCCCGAGAGGUGCCGCAGAGCAGUGGGGCCGAGGGGAGGUUGGGGACAGCCCCACUCCCCUUCCUGGUGCCAGCCCUGCCAGGCCACGCUGCCUCUGCACCCCCUGGGCUGCCCCCUCCCCUUGCCUACGCUUCUGGCUGCACCUCACCCUCCACCUCUGGAGAUCCAGCUGCUCACCAGGACAUCUCUGCCCAUGGCUGCGCCCAUGCCCUGACCCCUCCAUCAUCACACAGCCACUGGGAGCCACCCCUGGGCACUCCAGGGUGCCACAGGCUCCACUCUGGGUGCCACUCCAGGGUGCCACAGGCUCCACACUGGGUGCCCCUCCAGGGUGCCACAGGCUCCACUCUGGGUGCCAUUCCAGGGUGUCAAAAUCUCCACACUCGGUGCCACUCCAGGGUGCCACAGGCUCCACUCUGGGUGCCAUUCCAGGGUGCCAAAAGCUCCACACUGGGUGCCACUCCAGGGUGCCACAGGCUCCACUCUUAGUGCCACUCCAGGGUGACAAAGGCUCCACUCUGGGUGCCCCUCCAGGGUGCCAAAGGCUCCACUCUGGGUGCCACUCCAGGGUGCCAAAGGCUCCACACUGGGUGCCACUCCAGGGUGCCACAGGCUCCACUCUGGGUGCCCCACCAGGGUGACAAAGGCUCCACUCUGGGUGCCACUCCAGGGUGCCACAGGCUCCACUCUGGGUGCCCCUCUAGGGUGCCACAGGUUCCACUCUGGGUGCCACUCCAGGGUGCCAAAGGCUCCACUCUGGGUGCCCCUCCAGGGUGCCAAAGGCUCCACUCUGGGUGCCAUUCCAGGGUGCCACAGGCUCCACUCUGAGUGCCCCUCCAGGGUGACAAAGGCUUCACUCUGGGUGCCAUUCCAGGGUGCCACAGGCUCCACUCUGAGUGCCCCUCCAGGGUGACAAAGGCUCCACUCUGAGUGCCAUUCCAGGGUGCCACAGGCUCCACUCUGGGUGCCCCUCCAGGGUGCCACAGGCUCCACUCUGGGUGCCACUCCAGGGUGCCACAGACUCCACUCUGGGUGCCCCUCUAGUGUGCCACAGGUUCCACUCUGGGUGCCACUCCAGGGUGCCAAAGGCUCCACUCUGGGUGCCACCAUCUCCCCCUCCCACGGGUUCUGAGCCCAGGGGCAUGGGAGGGGGUCCAGAGGGGGUCCAGAGGGGGGUUGGGGUGCAGGGAUGGGGAUGGGAAGCAAUAGAAGACCGAGGUGUGGGGAUCCCUGGAGGGGUCAGGGUCCUUCCAACGCUGUUCCAUAUCUCUGUGACCAAGGCAAUACUACUCCUGUCUCUGUCUGUCCUGUGCGCAUGCCUGUCCAACGUGUAGAGUUCCAAUAAAGUCAUCCAUGAGCUGAGUCAGCUCCCCUACCC